AGAGCCAGGCUGAAGCAGAGAGGCAAGACAAAGAAGAUUCGAGCCCAAGAAUGAACUACAGCAUUAUUUUCACACUCCUGCUGCUCCUUGGAAAUUAUGCAGCUUUCUUUAUGGCUGUUCCCGUGAAUAACGACGUGAACAUACGAUGCAUGUGCAGGAACUAUGAAAGGAAGCAGAUAUUCCAAAAUAUUAUUUCUGACAUUGAUAUCUACCCCAGUGGUAAAGGUUGCAAUGUUACAGAAGUCAUAGCCAAGUUGACUUCAAACAAUAAAAUCUGUUUGCACGGAUCUGAUAAAUGGGUGAAGGACCUUAUUGACAAACUACUUAACACUACUUCAAUGUCAGAUACCUUUUGAAGGGCUUCAUUGCUGUAACAAUAUCCUGAGGUCAUGAAACAGGCUUUCUAGCUACAAACUUUUCCUUUAUUGCAAAGUGAUUUUAAUUCUGGAAGAAAGAUUGUACCUCCAAUAUAAACUAUUCAUCAAAGUCUAAAAUGAAUGCAUUUCGUCCUAAAUAAAAUACCGAAUCUCCUGUCUCUUCUUUAUCAAGCAAAAACCUCCAUCAUAAAACCAUAGAAUGAGGAUUGUAGCAGAUUAUUCUGUCCAUACGUCUUUGUUAUUCAACUACUUGCACACCCGACUCUUCAUCUGCCACCCACCCCCAAAACUCCAGCACCAUUUCAGCUGUUCUCCAAAGCCAUGCAAAAUUCUACUUCAAAAGUUCUUGCAACUUUCUAUUGAAAGUUACCAUUUAAUCUUCUUCCACUAUAUUUUUAAAUAACCCACUCCAAGUUAACAGCUUUAUCCCUCGUGUUGCUUCUGGUGCUUUCUUGAAAUUUGCGUCCUCUGGUUAGUGACCCUACCAGCACUGGAAACAGUUUCAAAUUAUUUUCUUUAUCUUAUAGUUCAUGUUUCAAAUCUGCCCUUAACUCUAUCUGUGCUAGGUAUAACAGUACAAUUUCUCCAGUUUCUCAAAACAAAUUCCACAAACGUUGUUUCAUUCUUCAAAUCCACUCUGGGGGGAUUUGACAUCAGACCUGUAUUUCAGUAAAGAUGCUGCAGUCAUUGGCAUGUCAGGAUGGAGAUGAAUGAAUUAUUGUAUCUUUCCUGAUCUGAUAACAUUGUAAGUCCAGGAACAGAGGACCUCAGUCCUACUUCAGUUUUUUUCCAGCUACAUUUUUCCAGCCACUGCUCCUUUUAUAUCAUACUCUGUUAUUUUCCUUUUAUCUAUCAGUAACAGGACAAAGAAUAUUAAAUUAGUGCAACAAAAAUAAUGUGGAUAGAAAGCCUUUACUUUGACAGCAUGACUUCUUAUCAUUUUAAGCUAUAAGCAAUCUGGAACAGCAAGAAAUAUGCCUGCAGAUAAGUUUGCUAUGUUAUCUACAUGAAAACUCAUGAGCAUGAAAUGUUUUAAUAAAAUGCUUUUGAAUCCAAUAA
Molecule: messenger RNA, 1436 nt
Organism: Pristis pectinata (smalltooth sawfish)
Lineage: Eukaryota; Metazoa; Chordata; Chondrichthyes; Rhinopristiformes; Pristidae
Product: interleukin-8-like
Exons: 3
Coding region: 51-356 (101 amino acids)
Biological process (GO): chemokine-mediated signaling pathway; neutrophil chemotaxis; antimicrobial humoral immune response mediated by antimicrobial peptide
Cellular component (GO): extracellular region
Molecular function (GO): chemokine activity; CXCR chemokine receptor binding
Source: RefSeq, a predicted model, not a curated record